AAUGUUAUAUCCAUCGAAGUCAAUACAAUGCAUUAAGAUUGGAAAAAACUCUAAAGGAAAAAGGCAUUCUUAUUAUCCAAAACUGUUUUACCUCAAGAAUAUCCCUCAAGUUUCAAAGUGAUUUUUCAAAUUGUGGUCGACAAAGACAAAUUACAUCGAUAAAUAGUGCCUCGUGCACUGUGAUCAAAGUACAUCAUGCUCCAAUAAGAGGGGAUACGCAGUUCUCCAUGUCUUUAGGACAACAAGGAAAAACGAAAACAUUAUAGGGGGUGAAUCCUUCUUAAUGAUUGCUCAUAUAAUAUCAUUCCUGUACAUAAAUAGCAUUCAAAUGUCUGAUACACACACCUUUGUCCUAGGAGUGCUUGCACAUUAAUCGACUGUAACGUUUUGGGGUAAACAUAAUCACGUGUUCAUCGGUGGCCAAUGAGAGUCAAAGAAACCCGGGAGAAAUAAUUACCUGGCUUGAUUGUUCUAGGGGUAAGAUAAAAGUACACAUACACUCCAUAUAAUAAUCUGAUGCAUGUAAAAGAGACGAGAGCAUCGCUAUGUCGACCACGGGUCCCAUACGCAAUUAUUGCGUGGAUUCUUUGAUAAACCAUGAGAGCGAGGAUUUUCUUGCGUCGCGGUUCUCAGCCACAGAGCUUCUCCCCACCCGCUCAUGUCAGACGACACUAGUACCGGAGUGCUCUGAAAUACCCUCCUGCAGUUUUGCGCCGAAACCUCCUGUCUUUACCUCCUCCUGGGGCCCAGUUCACUCCCAAUCCUCAGUAGUCUACCACCCAUACACCCACCAACCUCACGUUGGAACGGACUCGAGGUAUGUUCGCUCAUGGCUGGAGCCCAUAUCUGGAACAGUAUCCUUUCCAGCCUAUCCGGCUAACUGCAGACACUACGGACUCAAACCCGAUGAUUUUCCUCAGCCCGGUGCCGGACACUGCAUCACCUCCAACGGUCGCGGAUACCCGGACUAUCUCUACAACACCUGCGUGGACAUCCGAGACAAGGCACAGCAGAUCGCCCCUUCUCCAGAGUCGGAGAUUUUGGCUUCCGGAAAGCACAAAGACGACAAGACAGAAUUCGACCCAAGCAACCCGGUGGCGAAUUGGAUACACGCUCGUUCAACGAGGAAGAAACGGUGUCCCUAUACAAAAUAUCAGACUCUCGAACUCGAAAAAGAGUUUUUGUUCAAUAUGUACCUUACCAGGGACGGUCGAUAUGAGGUCGCUCGGGUUCUUAAUUUGACCGAGAGACAGGUCAAAAUCUGGUUCCAGAAUCGGCGGAUGAAGAUGAAGAAAAUGAAUAAAGAGAAGACAGAAAGCAAUGAGCAGUAACGUGCUGUAUGGACAAAUUGACUUGUACACAUUCAGAAAAAUGUCACUCAUGGUCUCUCCUCUCCAGUGGUCUCUCCUCUUGAGAGCUACUGUUUUCCUUUUUGAUCUGAUAUAAUUGAGCUCUAGGCCUAUUCUUGACAAAGUAGCACAGUGCAGAUUGGGCCCACGUUUCGCUGUGACAGUAUGCAACUUGUUUGGGCUAUUUAUCCUUUAUUACUGGUUCAUAGUCAAGACACGAAUAGGACAUUAGUAAAGAAAGGUAUACGGUCAAGUUGGAUAACUGUGCUUGAAUGGUGUUUCAUCUGUACAUGUGUAUAACAAAACCUGUGUAUUUUUGUAGAUGUUGCAUCUUUGGCCUAUUCAAGUGUAAAUUAAUGUUUUGUACACGAAGUACAUGGAACGUGUGUCUUGUGUUUUCGUCUAGGCCUAUGUGGAUAUAGAUUUUGUUGUACGGUUUUUAUAUUAUUUUCUCUCGACGCUACAACUUUAUGUUAUACUGUAAUCUCCUUUCCUGUCUUUGUUGGGUCAUUCAUAUUAAAACGUUAAAAUCUGGCCUUAAUCAGAAAUAUUAACACUUGCAACAAUGACAUUCUGAGAUGGCUUGACAAGACAGUAGGAUACAAAAUAUAUAAUUCGCAGUUAGUUGUUGGGAUAUAAGUGAUUCAACAAUUCCAAUAGGCUACACACUAGAUUUAGAUACGGACCACUCCUUAUUGAAAGCAGCUGUGUCUUUUAACUCAUUAUUCUUCCAUUUCUAUUUCCUUUUAUAAUGCACGUUUCCUGACCACUUCCAGACGCUGUGUUUUCUGAAAUGUAAAUGGCUCUGGAGGAAAAUUAAGGUGACAUUUGAGACCUUGUGUAAACGCAUUGCAUCACGUUGUUUGCUUUAUACGUGUUAUCCAAUCAUAAUCAUUUCAGAUUAUUGCAACCAUUUCAAGGAAAAGCUUUAGCGUGGUAUUCUGGCUCUGAAACGUUUUCAGUCCAUAAUCUGUCUAGGCCUGGCCAUAUUUCUAAUUGGUGGUCAUUUAAGAAAACAUGCCACACAGUAUAACUUGAUUAUUGAGAUUCAGGUAUAAUAGAGGAGUGCAUUGAGAGUGCAUUUCGUGCAACCAUGUGGCAUAGACCUAUCUCAAUAUAGGCCUAUCCCUGCGUACUUUCAAACAAUGUAGGCUAGUUACCAUGUGAGGUGUUUUAUAGUUUUUACUUAGCCUUCUUGUAGCCUAUAGACUCCAUUAUUGUAUCAUACAAAUGUAGUCUAUAUGAGCGUUAACACUGGGCACACACUCGUUGAAUCAAAGUUAUUUCCAGGUCAUUUCAAUUACAUUACGUUGAACCAACGUGGAAUAGACUUUGAAUUGAAGUCUUUGCCCAGUGGGUUGUUUCCAUAGCAUAAAUCGCGAAUAUAGGGCCUAGGCUACACAUUGAUGACGUUACGAAUUCUUUUGCAAUAGACUAAUGCACAUUUCGGUCACUGAUUUGAGGCUUUUGUGAGCCGAGCAGUGCGCUAUAUUAUUUUGGUCUGCUGAGUUGGUGCUCAAUGUUGUAUUUUAGAUGGGUCAUGCUGGCCAUGUGUCGUGGUUAUGUGAGACAUAUUAACCCACAACAAACGGCGAUACAUGUGUUCCCCUGUGUCAGUGCUAUUUUUGGACACCCUCUGCACACUACACUAAUUUGCUGCAUAGUCUUUUGCAUCUUUUAGCCUAUCAGUUAAUUUGAGGUGUGUGAAGUAUCUUUUCAGGCGUUUAUUUUUCUUUCUUGGUCGCUGGACUAAAUUGGCCUUCCCCUUAAGUGUCACAAACAAUACUGACAGGAUGCAGAGAUUUUAGAGCCCAAUAUAGUUUAACAUUUCCGUUGCGGAGCACAGAGAAAUGUGGGGUUUUACGACCCUGAUUCGGGCAGCACUGUUCAUCUCGAAUGCAAUCUAAGAAAGCAAACCUAGCAGAACUGGCUAGACGUCUAGGCUUAAUUACUUUAUUGUUCUUAUUUGAAAGUAUGGUGUGCUGCAAACGUGACUCUAUCCCCCUUUAUUUUUCCACUCUGGAUUAUGUGGCAGAGGGGGAAAGAGGAACACAUGAAAGGCCCCAAAUUGAACUUCCUUUAUUCCAAAUCUAUACUGAACAUAAAUGUAAACGCAACAUGGAACAAUUUCAAAGAUUUUGCUGAGUUACAGUUCAUAUAAGGAAAU
This is a messenger RNA of Coregonus clupeaformis (lake whitefish), 3516 nucleotides long. RefSeq names its product homeobox protein Hox-C9a-like. Lineage: Eukaryota; Metazoa; Chordata; Actinopteri; Salmoniformes; Salmonidae. The record is from RefSeq and is a predicted model, not a curated record. The coding region runs from base 546 to 1331 and encodes 261 amino acids. Gene Ontology annotation, biological process: DNA-templated transcription; proximal/distal pattern formation; regulation of transcription by RNA polymerase II. The transcript has 2 exons. Gene Ontology annotation, molecular function: DNA-binding transcription factor activity, RNA polymerase II-specific; RNA polymerase II cis-regulatory region sequence-specific DNA binding. Gene Ontology annotation, cellular component: nucleus.